Messenger RNA from Indicator indicator, 938 nucleotides. It is a transcript of the gene PSMB7, whose product is annotated as proteasome 20S subunit beta 7. Gene Ontology annotation, molecular function: threonine-type endopeptidase activity. The record is from RefSeq and is a predicted model, not a curated record. Gene Ontology annotation, cellular component: proteasome core complex. The coding region runs from base 1 to 834 and encodes 277 amino acids. The transcript is spliced from 8 exons. Lineage: Eukaryota; Metazoa; Chordata; Aves; Piciformes; Indicatoridae.
AUGGCGGCGGUCUCCGUGCUGCAGGCGCCGAGCGGUGGUUUCAGCUUCGACAACUGCGCUCGGAACUCCUUGCUGGAGGCCGAGCUCGUCCAGAAGGGCCUGCGGCUGCCCACCGCCCGUAAGACGGGCACCACCAUCGCCGGCAUCGUCUUUAAGGAUGGCAUAGUUCUCGGAGCAGAUACGAGAGCAACCGAGGGGAUGGUUGUUGCUGACAAGAACUGUUCGAAAAUACACUUUAUUUCCCCUAAUAUCUAUUGUUGUGGUGCAGGAACAGCUGCAGAUACUGAAAUGACAACUCAGUUGAUUUCUUCCAAUCUGGAGCUCCAUUCACUAUCUACUGGACGACUUCCAAGAGUUGUCACAGCUAAUAGAAUGCUAAAGCAAAUGCUCUUCAGGUAUCAAGGCUACAUUGGUGCUGCCCUGGUUUUAGGGGGCGUUGAUGUGACAGGACCUCACCUUUACUGCAUAUAUCCCCAUGGAUCAACUGACAAACUGCCUUACGUCACCAUGGGUUCUGGAUCACUAGCAGCUAUGGCAGUAUUUGAAGAUAAAUACAAACCUGACAUGGAGGAAGAGGAAGCCAAACAGCUUGUGAGAGAUGCCAUCGCAGCUGGCAUAUACAACGACCUGGGCUCCGGCAGUAACAUUGAUAUCUGUGUUAUCAGCAAGAGCAAGCUCAAUUUCAUCCGGCCGUAUGAUGUGGCCAACAGAAAGGGGGACAGGCAUGGCAGAUACAAGUGUGAAAAGGGAACUACUGCUGUUCUCACAGAAAAUGUAUCACUGCUGGAAAUUGAGGUGGUGGAUGAAACUGUACAGACCAUGGACACAUCCUGAACCAUCACCCGCAGCCCUUCUGCCUCACUGAAGACCAGCAGUAGUUGUGUAGAAGCCUUCCAGCACCACGAGAAACAAACAUGCAGCUGACGCAGAAUAAAGAG